Molecule: messenger RNA, 1106 nt
Organism: Radiomyces spectabilis
Lineage: Eukaryota; Fungi; Mucoromycota; Mucoromycetes; Mucorales; Radiomycetaceae
Exons: 1
Coding region: 261-1010 (249 amino acids)
Molecular function (GO): protein binding
Source: RefSeq, a predicted model, not a curated record
GGCAUUUCGUUUGCUGUUUUUCAAUCGCUCAUUGAAAACUUCAGAUACUCCGCCCGGAUAAAGCGGCGGGCAAUUCAACCCAAAGCGACGGAAAACUUUCGCCACUUUGUUCAACCCCAUGACUUCAACAGAGAACAUGAGAGCCAUUGUUCUCUAUGAUUACGAAAUAGCCGGCGACGGUAAUUGAUAUUUAAGAAAUAUUAUCUUUGACCCCCGAUUUUCUAACAACCUCGGUCAUACAUAUAGAUGAGUUGCCGUUAAUGCGAGGCGAGUAUGUCAAUGUAUUAGACAAGCUCGACGACAGCGGUUGGUGGCAAGGCAAAAAUGAAGCUGGCCACACUGGAGUGUUUCCUUCCAAUUAUGUACAAGUACUUGACAAUCAAUCACCACCUGCCCGACCCAUGCGCGCUCGACCACCUACUAUCAAAAUGGAAUCCAGCGCAUCCGUGAAAGAGGGACCUUUAUCGCCUUCGCUUGCUCGUCCACCUCCCGUUCCCUUGACAACACGCCCUACUUCCUUGCUAACGAGUCGAGGGUCGCCUUCUUCCGAUGCAUCAUCGACAUCGGCAGCGCGGCCAAUUACCACUCCACCACGUCCUACCACUUUGCCCCCUGUGCCUUCUCGACGAUUCAAUUCCACCAUUUCCACCGAUCCAAAAAAGCCCACAGGAGGUGUGCCAAUCUUUGCUCCGGAUCUACCUCCCAUUACAUCACCCAUCAAGCAGAGACCGUCACAAGAACUUCCCGAUUUACCACCUGCUCGACCCACUCGACCCGUGCCUGCGCCGGCAGCCACCACCUCCUCCGUAUUGUCUACCGAGAAAUCGCAUACUGAAAACGACCACCCCAGCCGACCAAGCAUGGCUAAAGUACCCAAGGUAUGUAUCUUUUUUUUUGUUUUUGUGCAAUCGUUGUCAUUCCAUCGCUGCUUUAAAACAUGGCUCCCAAUUUUAACCAUGGUCACCGCUUAUGUAGAGUUUCAUGGCGAAACAAGCGCAAGGAAAUCGUAAGUGAAAGGCAGAGUGCUUUGCUUGGCUACUAUUGUCCGUUGCGAUGACUAAUCAUGUGGAAUUUCAACAGCUGUUCCUCCGCUACGCACUGAAUCG